ACAGUCUUCCGGGAAGCCAAGUGAGCAGAAUACCUACGCAGAUAUUGAGGCUGCAUAUAAAUGUCUUGAGGAAAGCUAUGGCGCAAAGCAGGAGAAUAUCAUCCUUUACGGUCAAACUGGAGUUGAUGGCAGCAAUGGUGGUAGUGGCACAGGACCUCCGGGUUUCUUGAUCAUAUUUUAAUGCGUGUUAAUUGCAAAUGAUGUUUGGUGUUGGAAAGAUGUUACAAACAAAAUAUAUAAGCACAUUUUGCAUAAUCAACCAUUUCUUUGUAAGUUUUUUAUUUGAUUCAGGUAACUAUUGUUUCUGUACAUGAUGGUGAAUACCACUGGUAAUAUACAAUUUCAUUCCUUUGACAGGAUACGAUAUUCCCCUGAAAUGAUUGACGGAAAAAGAGUAUGGAAAAUUGAUCGGUUAGCACCCUGACUAGUAUUCUCAGCAUCUUCAUUAUAAAGUUCGUCAUUGGGUAUUUUUCCAUGCUGCCUUUCAUUUAUUUUCUGUAAGUAGAGACACUUGUGCAUUUGCAAUAUCAGUGGGAUGUACCAGUUUAUGUAUUCUUGGUGGUACUCGUGAAAU
Messenger RNA from Camellia sinensis, 574 nucleotides. NCBI's taxonomy places the organism in Eukaryota, Viridiplantae, Streptophyta, Magnoliopsida, Ericales, Theaceae. The record is from RefSeq and is a predicted model, not a curated record.